AAAUGAUCAUUCAUUUUUAAAUUUUAAAAUGGAUCACAAUUUUCUAAAAAACUUCAAGAGAUUAAAUACAUCAGGAGGCGAUCGUUCACAUUAUCGUGUAAGAGGGCGUGCAUCACGUUCAUCUAGAAUGAAAUCAUCGCUUAGCUCAGCUCAGAGAUUUACUUCAAGAAAAAAUCAAUCACUUGAAAAAUUACGUAAUGAAUUUUUCUCUACUAUUUUUGAAUGGGACCCUGCGUGGCUCAAAGAUAAACAAUUUGAAAGCACUCCACCGGAUGUUGUUGAUUCUUUGGAAAUUACUCCUACUAAAUUAACAUAUUCAGAUUAUGACGAGUAUUCAAAAAUUAUGCUGCCUCUUUUAAUUCAUGAAUUUUGGUUUACUUUGAGAGAAGAUUUCAUGGAGGUCAGAAAAAAAAAGUAUGAAAAAUUUAAAAGAUUAAUGAACGCAAAAAAUAAAAUUUAAUA
Cotesia glomerata is the source of this 462-nucleotide messenger RNA. RefSeq lists its product as uncharacterized. NCBI's taxonomy places the organism in Eukaryota, Metazoa, Arthropoda, Insecta, Hymenoptera, Braconidae. The coding region runs from base 29 to 460 and encodes 143 amino acids. The record is from RefSeq and is a predicted model, not a curated record. The transcript has 2 exons.